AUGUCUGUGGAAAAGAAGGAAUCCAACUUUUUGGUGGACUUUUUGAUGGGUGGUGUUUCCGCUGCCGUCUCUAAGACCGCUGCUGCUCCAAUUGAGAGAGUCAAGCUUUUGAUCCAAAACCAAGAUGAAAUGAUCAAGCAAGGCUCUUUGGACAGACGUUACACCGGUAUCGGUGAGUGUUUCUCCAGAACCGCUAAGAACGAAGGUAUCGUUUCUUUCUGGAGAGGUAACACCGCCAAUGUUAUCCGUUACUUUCCAACCCAAGCUUUGAACUUUGCUUUCAAGGACAAGAUCAAGGCUUUGUUCGGUUUCAAGAAGGAAGAAGGUUACGGUAAGUGGUUUGCCGGUAACUUGGCUUCCGGUGGUGCUGCUGGUGGUCUUUCUUUGAUGUUUGUUUACUCUUUGGACUACGCCAGAACUAGAUUGGCUGCUGACUCUAAGAACGCCAAGAAGGGUGGUGAACGUCAAUUCAACGGUUUGGUCGACGUUUACAAGAAGACUUUGGCCUCCGACGGUGUUGCCGGUUUGUACAGAGGUUUCUUGCCAUCUGUCGUCGGUAUUGUCGUUUACAGGGGUUUGUACUUCGGUCUCUACGACUCCCUAAAGCCUUUGUUGUUGACUGGUUCUUUGGAAGGUUCUUUCUUGGCUUCUUUCUUGUUGGGUUGGGCCGUUACCACCGGUGCUUCCACUGCUUCUUACCCAUUGGACACUGUUAGAAGAAGAAUGAUGAUGACUUCCGGUCAAGCCGUCAAGUACAACGGUGCUUUUGACGCUUUCCGUAAAAUCGUUGCUGCCGAGGGUAUUAAGUCCUUGUUCAAGGGUUGCGGUGCUAACAUCUUGAGAGGUGUUGCCGGUGCCGGUGUCAUUUCCAUGUACGACCAAUUGCAAAUGAUCUUGUUUGGCAAGAAGUUCAAAUAA
This is a messenger RNA of Lachancea mirantina, 918 nucleotides long. NCBI's taxonomy places the organism in Eukaryota, Fungi, Ascomycota, Saccharomycetes, Saccharomycetales, Saccharomycetaceae. The record is from the annotation of a GenBank genome assembly.